AUGUGGAAUAACCGACUAAAUUGAGAAGGCCCUAUUUUGUAUUAACCUAGUAUGAAAUUAAGUUACACUUAAUUUAUAUUCGUAUAAUAAGUAUACAAAUGAUUUCAUCGCAGUAAAAUUUUCUCGAUUUUCUCAAGUUUUUUAGAUAAACAUUACUCUUAAAAUCAGACCGUGAGAAUAUUUUCUCCGAAGCAGACUAAUUUCUAAUAUUCUACAGUGAAGACAUGGCGAACUGGGCAGCGCUAGGCUCCGUAAUUCUUCCCAAUGUUGGUGGUUGGGCAAACGGCCUGUACUUUGCGGGCCAGAUUCGUAAAGACGAGAAGAAGGCGUGGUAUGAUGACCUGAAGAAGCCUUGGUGGAACCCGCCCAAGUGGGUGUUUGGGCCUGCAUGGACUACUCUGUACUGCGGCAUGGGCUACGCUUCUUAUCUAGUAUAUGAAGAGUGUGGUGGAUUCACUGAAGAAGCAGUGCUGCCCCUGUCUCUGUAUGGUGGUCAAUUAUUGUUGAACUGGGCGUGGACACCUAUUUUCUUCGGCAUGAAAGAUUUUAAAUUGGCGUUCAUCGAAAUCUGCGUUCUCGGAGGCGCGGCCACAGCCACUACAGUUACCUUCACACAAGUGAACAAAACAGCUGGCAUGUUAAUGUUGCCCUACUUGGCUUGGUUGGCAUACGCUAGCUCACUAAGUUACUACAUAUGGAGGAACAACCCGAAAACUCCCAAAAUCGAGGAUGCUAAGGCGCAGUGAUUAUCCAGAAAUAAAUGCAUAAUAUACACGCAAGCAGUUUAAGUGUUUAUAGGCUAAGAGUCAACAAACACUUUAUAAAUUAUAAUCAUUUUCUGUAUCGUGAACAAAUUGCUUUCGACUGACUUUUGUAUUACUUUAUGAACACGAAAAUCGUUAUUUUACUAACAGUCACCUUUUUGAUGUUUACUUUUUUUGCUAUAUCGCUUUAAUUGUCAUAAAAUUAAUAUUAUUAAUAAAAAGAUGAUUUCGCACGGAAGCAAUAAAUUUGCCUUUUUGUAUUAAAUAAAUCAGUAAGUGCGUAAAAAUAUUGAAUUCGAAGUAUUAAACAAUAUGACAUAAGUUGUAUUCAUGUGAAAAAAUAACUAUGUAAUAAUAUUUGUGUCUUAAAUAUUUAUUAGCAUAAGUUUCAAGUGUUCUUAUUCCAAUAUUGCAUUUAAAAGUAUUCAGCAUCUCUUGGUCUAAGCUUAAUUUUUUUGAGUCGUUGUUUUGUGAAAUUUUAUUUUCGAAUAUGUUUAUUGUUUAUGUUAGAUAAUAAAUACUUAACUAUUUAGAAUUA
Molecule: messenger RNA, 1302 nt
Organism: Colias croceus (clouded yellow)
Lineage: Eukaryota; Metazoa; Arthropoda; Insecta; Lepidoptera; Pieridae
Product: translocator protein-like
Exons: 5
Coding region: 225-746 (173 amino acids)
Cellular component (GO): mitochondrial outer membrane
Source: RefSeq, a predicted model, not a curated record